AUUCCGUAUGUCUAAGCCUCAUCAGCCCGCUCAACUUUCUCGUCCUCCUCAACUUCAUAGUCAUACAUCAGUUCCUUUAACGCCUUCUUUAGAGACUAUCACUUCAACAGUUCAUCACCCGCUUUUACUGCCUCCUUAUUCCACAGUUUCUAGAAACUCUCAAGUCCGCAAAGUUCCUCAACUUCAUGACACAAUAUCUCCGAAUGUCGAUCGCCCUGAUCAUUUUCUCUUGCAGACAGGUCUAAAUUCCCCUCUGACAUUUAAUCAUGGCCUGAAUUCAGUACCUUUAAGUACACCCCGUCGCCCUCAACCUUUAGCUGCGAAUUUAGUACUUGGGGUACAACAAUCGUUUAUUCAACGAAAAUCACUUGCAGAAAUCAAUAUCUUUACAAGUAGCCAAUAUAAUCAAUUAAAAAUCUUGUGUUCUGGAGAAGUACUAUCAAUAUACGAUACAGAUCAUUGGGGAAAUAUACUUUUAAGCGAAAAAUUUACCGCCACGAAUUCUGG
This is a messenger RNA of Acaulospora morrowiae, 507 nucleotides long. NCBI's taxonomy places the organism in Eukaryota, Fungi, Glomeromycota, Glomeromycetes, Diversisporales, Acaulosporaceae. The record is from the annotation of a GenBank genome assembly.